Molecule: messenger RNA, 1855 nt
Organism: Cloeon dipterum
Lineage: Eukaryota; Metazoa; Arthropoda; Insecta; Ephemeroptera; Baetidae
Product: ubiquitin carboxyl-terminal hydrolase MINDY-3 homolog
Exons: 8
Coding region: 354-1685 (443 amino acids)
Biological process (GO): protein K48-linked deubiquitination
Molecular function (GO): cysteine-type deubiquitinase activity; K48-linked deubiquitinase activity
Source: RefSeq, a predicted model, not a curated record
UGACAUUUUUCAUGUUGGCAAUGCUUGACACAUAGGGGGCGUGUCUGGUGUUGAGCGAAUGCAUCAUUCGAAAGCAACCCCUCUAGCUUCAUCGGAAAACUUUGCAAAUUUAGGCGAAAUAUUGUCAUGAGUGGCAGAGAACACUCCAAAGUUUACUUCUUGCUAAAGCGUUUUAAUCGACGCCCUGUGGUUUAACAACUUAUCAUAGUCCUAGUAAGUCGCAAGGCUGCACAACCAGUCAGAACGGCAAUUAUGGUUUAAAAAGUCGUCCUUACGUGCAGAAACGUGCUAAAAAUUUUGGCUAGUGACUCAUUAAAGGAUAUUUUAAUUGUUCGUGUUUAAAAAGCACCAAAAUGUCAGUUGAAGAUUUCAAAACCCUGUUGUGGGGAGACUCUUUGAAAGAGGAUGUCUUCAGAAGAUGGUCGCAAGGAUUCGUGUUUAGUGAAUUGGAGCCAACCGCUCUGGUUCAAUGGGAAGGAGGUCCGUGUGCAGUUUUGGCCCCAGUUCAAGCAUUUAUCCUGAAAUCGCUUCUCCAGAAAAUCACUUUACGGGAGCAAUGGCGAACGGUGGAUCCUAGUCAAAGUAACUUGUUGCUAGCAAGUGCCUUGAGUGAAGUUCUGCUCCAGGCCGCGAUCGAAGGUCAUUCCGUCAAACUUGUGCAUCUCGAGGAGGCUUCUCAGGUGUCAAGCACUGUUGGGGAACCACCUGCCGAAGAGGCCCCACAAGAAGAUCAAGCAAUGCCAGAAUCUGAAGUUACACCUGCUAAGCCAGACUGUGAAGUUUGUUCAUCUGAUUUUCACGAAAGACUCCAAAUCACCAGUUUGAGCAGAGAAAAUUUGCUUGCAGAAAUUGAAAGUCGUAUUGACAAACUCAAGUCCACUUAUGGUGUUCUACUUUUUCUAUACUCUGUCCUGUGCACCAGGGGGUCCGAGGUGUUGAAGGAAGAGCUCUCUGACACUUGCGAGCCAAUGAUUGAUGCAAGCCAUGGAUACGGCAGCCAGAGUUUGAUUAAUUUGUUGCUGACUGGCAGAGCUGUCGGAUAUGUCUGGGAUAGUGUCCGAAAUGUUGGUGGUCUUGAUCUGAAAGGCAUUGACAAGCAGAGCGAGGUGGGAUUCCUUACUUUGCUGGAACACAUGCGUCUUGUCGAAGUUGGUUCUUUCUAUAAGAGUCCAAUAAACCCUGUUUGGGUUUUGGGCAGUGACACCCACCUUACAGUUUUGUUUUCAAUGGAGUGCAAGCUGGUCAGCCCAGAAACUGCCAGUGAGGCUGGACGCAGAGUGUUCAAGCAUUUUGAUCCUGAGGGGAACAACUUCAUUCCCACCAAAUCCUUGACAGACGUUCUCAAUGCUUUAAAUUUAGUUUCGGAACCAGAAUAUGUUGAAAUUAUCAGGAAAAAGUUGGAUAGUGAAAAUUUGGGCAUCAUCCUGUUGAAUGCUUUCAUGGAUGAGUUUUUCCCGAAUGAAAAUAGUUCCACGCCAGAUACAUUUCCCCUCUAUCAUUACAACGGACUACCUAGAUCUUGCCCCAAUGGAAAGGUGGAGUAUGUUGAAGGCCAGGCUGUGACUCUAGAGAGUUUGGUUGGACCAAGCAUGUCUGACAGUAACACGAUGUUAACGUGCCUGCAAACCAAGUGGCCAAGUUUGGAAGUCCAGUGGACAGCAUGUGCUACCCCCUCUUUGAAUUAAUUAAUUUAGGUAUUUGUGAGGAAAAAGAAAAGACUUGUUGGACAGCCAAAGUGUUGGAAUAUUUUUUGUCUCUGCUUAGUUAUGUGACAUUAAAAAGUUUUUGAUCAAACUUUCGCUGUAUUCAAUGCAUUUUACAAAUUUUAAAAUAAAAAUCAAAAUAACAUCAUUAA